Messenger RNA from Hevea brasiliensis (rubber tree), 1744 nucleotides. Its product is annotated as DNA polymerase delta small subunit. Gene Ontology annotation, biological process: DNA replication; DNA strand elongation involved in DNA replication. Lineage: Eukaryota; Viridiplantae; Streptophyta; Magnoliopsida; Malpighiales; Euphorbiaceae. Gene Ontology annotation, cellular component: delta DNA polymerase complex. The transcript is spliced from 15 exons. The coding region runs from base 99 to 1427 and encodes 442 amino acids. The record is from RefSeq and is a predicted model, not a curated record. Gene Ontology annotation, molecular function: DNA binding.
GUAAUAUUAGAGCAAUUGUUAGGUUUAAGAGUCCACAGGAAGCCGGGAGCACCAAAAACACUCUGAAAUCUGGCAGCUCUUGUUUCUCGUUUCCCGCCAUGGAAGCAAUGGAAAUCGACGCAGAGAAAAAUCUUCAGAGAAAGCAAUCGACCUAUCUCUCCUUGGAUGAGACGUUUGAGAUUCAGAAAGAAACAUACAGAGGCCAGCAAUACAGCCAAAUUUACUUUGCUCGUCUCCACUUGAUGAGAACUCUGCUCUAUUCUCUUGUUCCGCAUUGGAAAUCCCAUUUAAAAGUUUGUACAGUUUUGGGAUUGGAAGAAGAGAAGGAAUGCAUCAUUGUUGGAACUCUGUAUAAGCACAUGAAGCUUAAACCCUGUAUUCUUGAUGAGUACUCUAAGGAGAGAUCUGCAGUGCCACUGGUCAAGCCUCACAAUUUUUUGCACCUGGAUGAUCAUUUGGUAUUGGAAGAUGAGAGUGGAAGAGUUAAGCUUGGAGGAGACAUGCUUUCACCUUCUUCAUAUGUCACAGGUGUUGUUGUUGCUUUGCAUGGAAAAGAAACUGGUUCUGGUGACUUCUUGGUUCUUGAUGUCCUUGAAGCUGGCCUGCCACCACAGAUAGAGCUGCCACUUCAGUCAAGAGAAGACAAGUAUGUUGUUUUCGUUUCCGGGUUGAAUGUUGGGAGCAGCACAUCUAACCCCCUUCAAUUUCAGCUUCUUGUUGAUCAUAUAACAGGACAUCUGGGAGAUGAGAAGGAACAAGGUAUUGCAUCACAGAUAGUUCAUGUCGUGAUUGCAGGAAAUUCAGUUGAAAUUCCCAGUGGACUUCUUAAUGGACAGAAUUUGGCGUCAAAGGAUCAAUCAAGACUAUCUGAGCCAGUCAAAGAGCUUGAUAUAUUGUUGUCUCAGAUUGCUGCAGGUGUGCCUUUGGAUAUCAUGCCUGGACCCAAUGACCCAGCAAAUUUUUCCUUACCUCAGCAGCCUCUGCACAGAUGCCUUUUCCCAGGAUCAGCAGCUUAUAACACUUUUAGGUCUUGUACUAAUCCUCAUUGCUUUGAGCUUGAUAACAUCAGAUUUCUUGGAACGUCAGGUCAGAAUAUUGAUGAUCUGGAGAAGUAUUCAGAGGCAAAGGAUAAGCUUGAAUUUAUGGAAAGGACAUUAAAGUGGAGGCAUCUGGCACCAACAGCACCUAAUACUCUCGGGUGUUAUCCUUUCACCGAUAGGGAUCCUUUCCUGAUUGAGAGCUGUCCUCAUGUGUAUUUUGUUGGUAAUCAGGAUAAAUAUGGAACUCGUGAGUUAAGGGGUUCAGAAGGGCAGUUGGUAAGACUCCUUUCCAUUCCAAAAUUCUGUGAGACUGGAGUUGCUGUCAUGCUUAACAUGAAAAGUCUUGAAUGCCACACUCUUAGUUUUGGGACUCAAUUUGGCUCAUAAGGACAUGGUAAUGGCUAUCUGGUGGCAUCCUCCUGGUUGAUAGUCUCUAGCUUGGAGAAAAUUUGCAAAUUUAAGCUUUGAGAAUUUUGGUGAGCCUUCUGAUGAGUUGCAGUUCUUAAGAAGCUUGCAUUUGACAGCAAGGAAACUGGAAAUCUGUGAAAGUUCCCCAAAAGAGAUUUUCUAAGUGUACCAACUAGACUAACUUUAUUUGGUCAAUUUCGCCAUUAAUGUAAUACUAACAUUUAUGAGAUGUGUCAGUUGGGAAUAUACAGCCAAAGGUUUUUGUUUAUUUAUUUUCUUAUCAUUUGGCUGUUGCA